Molecule: messenger RNA, 2556 nt
Organism: Chenopodium quinoa (quinoa)
Lineage: Eukaryota; Viridiplantae; Streptophyta; Magnoliopsida; Caryophyllales; Amaranthaceae
Product: thioredoxin-like protein AAED1, chloroplastic
Exons: 5
Coding region: 159-2120 (653 amino acids)
Biological process (GO): xanthophyll cycle
Molecular function (GO): violaxanthin de-epoxidase activity; antioxidant activity; magnesium chelatase activity
Source: RefSeq, a predicted model, not a curated record
CAGUCUAAUGCUUACAAGAGUUACAAACUUACAACCAGAACUUGUGAAAUGAAAACCCGGAGCGUGUCAUAUUACAAUUACGCUAAACGGAUGUUCCAUCAUAUCGGAGUACAAUAAACUUGAGAAUACUAAAAUUGAUUUAUCACUUCCAAGAGAAUAUGAACAUGGCGCUCUCAACUACCACACCCUAUUUUUCAAUUCAAGCAAAUAAAAUCACAAAUUACACUUCACCAAUCUUCCUCCAAAAACAAGGUCAAAUCUCUAUUAUCAAUGGCUUCUCCCCUUUAUACAAACCCCUCACUCAAUCUAAGCCUUCUUCUCGUCGAACCCUUCUCACUAUUCCCGCCUUUUCUAGCUCCCAAGGAGUUGGGGCACUCGUUGGUAGUGAAAGCAAUCUCUCUUUGUUGGAUAAAGCUCUAGUUUUUGAUUUGAAUGGAAAUGGAAUUCCAAUUUCUGAUUUAUGGAAGGAUAGGAAAGCUGUGGUUGCUUUUGCUCGGCAUUUUGGAUGUGUGUUUUGCCGCAAGCGGGCAGAUUAUCUUGCUUCCAAGAAGAGAUCCAGAAGUUGCAAUACCAUAUGUUUUGCUAAACCAAAUGCCAGUUGGAGUGAAUUUGUUGGUAAAUUUUCAAUUUCAUCAGCUCAAACUCGAACAAUCAAUCAGAGUGGUAAUACUUGUUCGUGUAGAUGUUGGGUGCUUGAUUCAGAGCUACAGGAGGAAGUGACACCACCGCUUCCUGUAAAAAUAGUGAGCAUUUAUGAAGAUGGCAGCAUCAGUCCUCUUAAAUCUGCUCCUUGGCAAGAUGUUCUGCUUCACACUGCAGAAAGAUUGAAGUGGCUUGAUGAAGAAAUUGAAAUGCUUGUCUUUAGUGAUAGUCUCUGUCAAUCCAGUGAAAGUAUGGCUGAAAACCUUAAGAAGGAGCUUAUGCAUGCUGAUAUACUGUUGGUUGUUUCUGUAACCAAUCAAGAAUCAGUAAAGUGGAUUCAGAAUCAUGCUCACAACGUCCCAAAUGUUAUAUGUUUCGAGUCCUCUACUGUGUUAGUGAAUAAACUAGGAGGCUCCCCUGUUAGCAGUGGAACCGAAGGGAAGAUGCUUGACAUAUUAACAGGCUUUUCAGAAUCUAAGAAAGUGAAUGAGAAAACUGAAGUAGUGAAAACUGUUACUGAAGCUUGGGAACGACAUAAUUCAGAUGACAUUAGAUUUUCCUUAUUGGUCAUAAUCAAUGCUUAUUUAAAGCCAGUUUCUGUUUUGAAGAAUUUGAGAUCAAAGGGGUUUUCUACACUCAGUUGCAUGGUAAAAAACUGCGGACCCCAGAUUCUGAAUUGCUUGUUAGACCCUGCUUGUAGGAAUGCCCUUCAAUGCUUGAAUAAGUGCAGUCCCGUGGACCAGGUAUGCAAUUAUCGCUGCAUUGCUUCGUAUGAAAGUCCACAGCUUGAAGCAUUUUCCCUUUGUGUAUUACAAAAACAUAAUUGUUUGCAACUAGAUGCCAAAAUUCCUGACAAGCCAUACGUACCUCCUAUGGCCAAGUUUCGAGGAUCUGAACUGUGCCACGAGACUGCUGAAGAUCUCUUUGUCGGCUGGCUAGGGAGUAUGGAUUGGAGUUGGCGUGUUGUGGCUGGACAAAAUCCUGCUUAUGAUCAAUUUCCAUGUCAGUACCAACUCUUCUAUAGGGGAAAGGCCAAAGGUUCUUUUUGGUACGAGCCAAUAUUUCAAGUCAAAACCUUGGACGGAAAAAUUGUGUGGAGAAGGAGAAAAUAUCGGGUGAAGAGAGGCCCAGUUCCAGGUAAAUUCUUCUUCAGCGUUUUGGAUAACGGUGUUGUCUCAAAUGAGUCCUGGACAAUUGUGGAUGUUGUUGAUGAUCUUAGCUGGGGAUUGUUUCAUUAUCACGGAGCUGCUCGAGUUGCGGGACAAUCGUACACAGGGGCAGUUCUUGUUAGUCCGGACGGAAGAUUCCCUAGUGAGGCGGAAGGACCUAGAUUAGAUAGUGCUUUAGAUAAGUGCGGUAUCAAAAAGUGGGAGCUAUUUACUGUUGAUAAUUUUUCUUGUCGCAAUCCGCCGCUAGGAAUUCCAGAAGGUUCAAUCUUGCACUGCAACACAAGAAUUGAAGAUCAGAAACAGGCUUGAUAUUAAAAGAUGGGAUUACUUAGGGACUGGGACACCGUUCAGGCGUUCACGACAUAAAAGUUAUUUCGAUAUUUUUCAGAAGGCAAACUAUGAGGCAAAAUCAACAUUGUAUAAAAGUUUGAAGCUUGUAUAGCAUUAAAGUUACCCCCUGCCCCAGGAAUGAUUUAUUCGAGGUUUAGGGUAAUGAGCUGCUGUGUUUUCUUACAAAGCAUCACCGAAAGACAUUUUAGCUUCAGACUUGUUUCUCACAAAUAUUUGGGUUUGGGAUUGAAAGGAGUUGCUAGUAGGAUGUGAUUAUAUUCUUGUAGGGCCCUGUGUUAUUUUUCUUAUCUGUUAUUGUAUCUUUAUGAGGACUUCAUAUCUUCCUAUUAUAUUGUUCUCAACUUUCAGUCACGUGUAACAGUACUUAUUUGAUCUUAAAUAGAUGAUUGAAUAU